UCCGGGCUGUGAGGUGCUGCGAGCCUCGGCGGACCUUGCUGCCCCUGUCUCUUUCACGCGCGAGGAAGCGAUGCGGAGGGGUGGAAAAUGGCAGAGCUGCAGAUGUUACUAGAGGAGGAGAUCCCGUCUGGCAAGAGGGCGCUGAUAGAGAGUUACCAGAACCUGACCCGGGUGGCGGACUACUGUGAAAACAACUACAUACAGGCUACAGACAAGAGAAAAGCUUUAGAAGAGACCAAAGCCUACACAACCCAAUCUCUAGCUAGUGUUGCUUACCAGAUAAAUGCACUGGCCAACAAUGUACUCCAAUUGCUGGACAUCCAGCUUCGGAGAAUGGAGUCUUCCAUCAAUCAUAUCUCACAGACUGUGGAUAUUCAUAAAGAGAAAGUGGCUCGAAGAGAGAUUGGUAUUUUGACAACCAAUAAGAAUACAUCAAGAACUCACAAAAUAAUAGCACCUGCAAAUAUGGAGCGCCCUGUAAGGUAUAUUCGGAAACCUAUUGACUACACAGUUUUGGAUGAUGUGGGCCAUGGUGUCAAGCAUGGAAAUAACCAGCCUGCAAGAACUGGCACAUUGUCGAGAACAAAUCCUCCUACUCAGAAACCACCAAGUCCUCCCAUGUCAGGCCGGGGAACGUUGGGAUGGAAUACUCCGUAUAAAACCCUGGAACCUGUUAAACCCCCAACAGUUCCUAAUGACUACAUGACAAGUCCUGCUAGGCUUGGAAGUCAACAUAGUCCAGGCCGGACAGCUUCUUUAAAUCAGAGACCAAGAACACACAGUGGAAGUAGUGGAGGAAGCGGAAGUCGAGAAAACAGUGGAAGUAGUAGUAUUGGCAUUCCCAUUGCUGUGCCUACACCACCAACAGUUGGACCAGCAGCCCUGGGCUCAGCUCCUGGUUCCCAGUAUGGCACAAUGACCAGGCAGAUCUCUCGACACAACUCUACCACCUCUUCGACAUCUUCUGGUGGAUACAGACAAACUCCCUCUGUGACCGCUCAAUUUUCUGCUCAGCCUCAUGUUAAUGGAGGUCCACUUUAUUCUCAAAAUUCAAUUGCUGAUAGUCCAACGCCCCUGCCACCACCUCCACCGGAUGACGUUCCCAUGUUUGAUGACUCUCCGCCUCCACCACCACCACCUCUAGUGGACCAUGAAGACGAGGAGGCUGCAGUAGUCCAGUACAACGAUCCAUAUGCAGAUGGGGAUCCUGCCUGGGUCCCCAAGAAUUAUAUUGAGAAAGUUGUUGCAAUAUAUGAUUAUACAAAAGACAAGGAUGAUGAGCUGUCCUUCAUGGAGGGUGCAAUCAUUUAUGUUAUAAAGAAGAAUGAUGAUGGCUGGUAUGAAGGAGUCUGCAAUCGAGUGACUGGUCUCUUCCCUGGGAACUAUGUUGAAUCAAUCAUGCACUAUACUGAUUAGAUUUUUGCUUUUAAAGUAGGAUCUUAUUACUCAGUCAUACUGUGGGACUAUUACGAUUAACAGAAUUGUCUUAAUAUGUUUUAAAAUGUGCCCAUAUUUUCAGGACAUGCUGUUUUAUUGGUAUAAUUGAAUGUCUACCUAUAAGCAUAAAUCAUUGAGGCAGUUUGUGUAUUGCUAAAGAGCAACUUAUACAAGAGGCUGUCCCUAUUUUUGCUUAUGUACUU
Lepus europaeus (European hare) is the source of this 1640-nucleotide messenger RNA. RefSeq names its product abl interactor 1-like. Gene Ontology annotation, molecular function: cadherin binding; SH3 domain binding. The coding region runs from base 88 to 1416 and encodes 442 amino acids. Gene Ontology annotation, cellular component: lamellipodium; intracellular anatomical structure. The transcript has a single exon. The record is from RefSeq and is a predicted model, not a curated record. NCBI's taxonomy places the organism in Eukaryota, Metazoa, Chordata, Mammalia, Lagomorpha, Leporidae.